UUUUUGGGCCAUCCUGCUAUGUGUGAUUCGGUUUUUAGUCUGGGUUUUGUGUUUGUGUCGCGACAGCUGGGGACCGACCCAAGGAGCAGUCGGACCACAGGCCGCCCAGGGCGGUCUCAUCCGCUUAUAACCUGAGACCCCGGGGUCUCUUGUGGCCCCGUAUCUCCGUCCCAAGCAAAAGCCGGGGCACUCAGACACUCAGAGGUGCGAAGGCCCGGUAGAUUUCGAGGACGCGAGAAAAACACCUCCGGUAAGUCUGGCCAGUCCACAGCUACUGCCAAGACCGCUCCACGCGCCCUCAGGAGCCGGCCGGCUCCUCGUCGUCAUGGUAACCAGAUUGCGACCGCGCGUGCGCAAGACAAACACCUUUGUCACGUGAGGCCUGGCCGGGGGCGGGGCCGGCGAACGCCCGUCAGGACCCGUCGCGCCUCCCUUGUCAGUUCCCUGCCAGCCGAGGCGGGGCGAACCUCUGCCCUGUUGCGUGGGAGUGACUCACAGCUCCCGCCCCUUUUGGCUCCGCUUUCUUGCGGCCAGUCCCUCGCACCACGUGCCCUCCUGGCCGCGCCCCCAGCUGCCCUUUCCAACUGCCUGUUGGAAGCCGCUGUAAAAUGUCGUGAGGAGCGCCGCUGCUUUACGGCUGCCUCUCCCAGACUAGAGCCCCGGAGCGCCCACCGCCGUCAGCCGCGUCUCCAAGCUAGUCGGCCCCGUGGAGAGCAAGAGACCCUGCGCACCGCACCCCUCUCCGCUGCGCCCAUUCCUGCCCCCGGCGAUGUGAGCUCGGGGAGGCAGCGGUGCCCGCUGGCCCGGGGUUGAGACGGGCGGCAGGUGCCUGUGAAGCGGGCGGGUGCCGGGGGCCAGCAGGAUGGAGGAAAGCAUGGAAGAGGAGGAGGGGGGCAGCUACGAGGCGAUGAUGGACGACCAGAACCACAACAACUGGGAGGCUGCGGUGGACGGCUUCCGGCAGCCCCUGCCACCCCCACCGCCCCCCUCUUCGAUCCCGGCCCCUGCCCGAGAGCCUCCAGGGGGGCAGCUGCUGGCGGUGCCCGCGGUCUCCGUGGACAGGAAAGGCCCCAAGGAGGGGCUCCUGAUGGGGCCGCCGCCACCGCCUGAGGCUAAUGGGGUGAUCAUGAUGUUGAAGAGCUGCGACGCGGCCGCCGCCGUGGCCAAGGCGGCCCCCGCCCCCACUGCCAGCUCCACCAUCAACAUCAACACCUCCACCUCCAAGUUCUUAAUGAAUGUUAUAACUAUUGAAGAUUAUAAGAGCACAUACUGGCCAAAAUUGGAUGGUGCCAUAGAUCAACUUUUAACUCAGAGUCCUGGUGACUAUAUCCCCAUAUCCUAUGAACAGAUAUACAGUUGUGUGUAUAAAUGUGUAUGCCAGCAGCACUCGGAACAGAUGUAUAGUGAUCUGAUUAAAAAGAUAACUAAUCACUUAGAGAGAGUCUCGAAGGAGCUGCAGGCCAGCCCUCCAGAUCUCUAUAUUGAAAGAUUUAAUAUAGCUCUUGGACAAUAUAUGGGAGCAUUGCAGAGCAUUGUGCCUCUUUUCAUAUAUAUGAAUAAGUUUUACAUCGAAACCAAGCUUAACAGAGACUUAAAAGAUGACCUUAUAAAGCUGUUUACGGAACAUGUUGCAGAAAAGCACAUUUACAGCCUAAUGCCUUUACUUUUAGAAGCCCAAUCAACACCAUUUCAGGUCACACCUUCAACUAUGGCAAAUAUUGUGAAAGGCCUGUAUACCCUCAGACCAGAGGUGACCAGUCCCGGAAGAGAGCUGGGGAUGAGUUGGCUUAUAACAGUUCGUCAGCGUGUGCAAGUUCCAGGGGGUACAGAUAGUGAAUGUACUUUCCUUCCUGAAAAGAGGACACACUGGAGCUGCAGAGACUGUAUUCAGAGCACAGUGGGGGCUGCAGACACUCAGGAGCUCUGUCACAAAGCUGUUCGUGGAAGAGGAUGUUGGACUUCUUGGUUUGUAAUUUUAAAACAAAAACUAAACAAAAAACAAAAAAAGUUGCUGCUAGACUUGGGGGUGAUUUUGAAAUGGGACAAUCUUUUAAUGAGUUUAUCUACAGAUUCUGUGACGAAAAAGCAUCUCAGAAAGUGACCAUUUCUAAGUGAAAUCUGACAGCCAAAAUCAGCAGCUUCCUCCAAAAAUAGAAGAGAAGAAUUUUUUUUUAAAGCACUUGUUUUGUUCAUUUGUGGACUUGGCAUUUUGGUGUAUUGGUUUCACAUGUCAGGAUCUCUUUUGCUUUAAAACCAAGCAGAUCAUUACAAUACAGUAUUUUUCACCCAUAACCAAAACAACCCCUUUUAAAAGAGUUGGUCUUUGUUUAGCAUUAGAAAGUCUUAAUAAAGGAAAAUGCUAACUCUGCUUUUGCUAGAACUUUCCCCCAUCAGUUCACAACUUUUUUCUACUCUGUGCCUUGAGCUUUGUGCACUUUGCAACUGUGUGACCAUGUUGUCAAACUCCUCCUGGAGAAGUGUAUGGUAUCUAAACUCACCCACCCAGAUGGCAGGUGUGGCCCUGUAGCAGGAUGCUAAUUAAGUGGGAAAAUAUACACCUGUUGCACAUUGGUCAGAUUUUCCCCUGGUUCACCAGAGCAUAUUCAUGUUAAUGUUGGGGACCAACUCUCAUAGAGCAUUUCCAUUCCCUGUGCCACUUAACACGAUGUCACCAGCUGCUGUAGUAUUGGCAGUACUCUAGUUUAGGGAUGGGCGGUAUUUUAGCUCUGAAGUUCCCCUUAGUAUUAUUGAGAGCUACUUCCUGUAAUGCUCUAGGAAGCAGAUAGUUAUUAAGUCCAAAUACACCCAGUGGUGUGGGGUUCCUGAUCACUUCAUUUUAAAUGAGUGAGAUAAUUACUUAAAAAAAGUCUGUCAUUUGAACGUUAUAUUUGAGUGUGAUAGGGAAGAAGUAGCACUGCUGUCUUAAGGCUCCCUUCUAGCUGUGGCAAAGCUAUAUUUCUGUUACUCUACAUCCACAGUGCUUUUUAGUCCUUCAUAAAAGGUUGUUGUUGUAAGCCCAAGAAAAUAGAUGCAGCAAAAGAAAAAUACUUUUCUUCUCAAUUUUGCUUGAAUCUUAAUUGAGCAUAGGCUUCUCUACUAGGCAACAUCAGACUAAUAAUAUUUACCUCUUCAGAGAACUUGAGGGGAAAAGAAACAUCCCAGGGAUAUUGUUGCAUGUCUGCUCUGCAGGUUUUUCAUAAAGCUGCCUCUGCCAAUUCAGUUUGUUAUUUUUGUAGGGGAGUAGUGUGAAUGGGAGAGUUAGAAGUGAGAUAUUGGGAGCAAGUAAGUCACCCAAUAAUAGAAGUCCUUGAUUUGCAAAACUGUUAUGCAGAGAAGUAAAGAUAAAGGUUGUCAGAUUUAUUUUUUAAAGUACUUAACCAGAGCUGGUGGAUUUUGUGGACUUUAAUUUGACUCAGUUCACUCUGUGAGCAUCCUGGAUUGCAUCGAUGAACACUGAAUUACUGUAAGAACGUAGACAGGCUCUCACUAUGACCUGGACAGUUUACUACACCGGUAACAUUCUAAUAUCAAGGAGAAUUCCAUUCAUCAUGGAACAUUCACAUUUUACUUUUCUCAAUGGAAUGCUUGCUGCAGGCUUACAAAUCACACCUAGAACUGAAGUCUGAGUGGUGUUAAUGAUUUUUCUGAAAGGAAUAAAAUUGGAAUGUUUCUUUAAAUGUGGAAAAUUUCUUCAGUAUCCUAAUAAUAUACCCAAAUGCGUUUUUCUGGGAGAGAGCAUUCUUUUACAAAAGAACUUUCCCUAUAAAAGCAUCACACUAUAAUGUGAAUUGGCAUUAAAAUCUUUGGAUGCUUUUGCAUUAUUAAGUUCAUGGAGAAAUAUUUUGUAUUUUACUAUGUAUGUAUUAAUAAAAAGUGGGCAAAGUAAAGUCUGCAAAAUUUAGCUUCUCUAAAUUUUUGCUCAGUGUCUGCAGCUGGCUAUGGGUCAGGGCUUAGUACAACAAAACCUUGCCUGGAAGGCACUCUAGAAAGGUUGUACAUAGUCUCCCAGUCUGCAUGUCCUGGCUGUUAAUCAUCUUGGCCCCUUGAGGCACAUCGCAGUAUGAAGGACCUGUUUAAGUUGAAAUAGACUUGGUUAUUUAUUGGGACUCUUAAAAAUUCUGAGUUUGCAAUAUGAGAGGAAAUAAGAUUUCCUACCCCUUCCUCUCAUUUUAUAUUGACUAUUUGCCAGAAAGUAUUUUCUUCUAUUUUCUUGUAUUUUGCUUUUGAGAUGGAGUCUCACUCUGUCACCCAGGCUGGAGUGCCGUGUUGUGAUCUUGGCUCACUGCAACCUCUGCCUCCCGGGUUCAAGUGAUUCUCCUGCCUCGGCCUCCUGAGUAGCUGGGAUUACAGGCAUGUGCCACCACGCCCGGCUACUUUUUGUAUUUUGUUUUCAGUAGAGAUGGGGUUUCACCAUGUUGGUCAGGCUGGUCUCAAACUCCUGACCUCAAGUGAUCCACCCGCCUCGGCCUCCCAAAGGGCUGGGGUUACAGGUGUGAGCCACUGUGCCUGGCCUUUUGUUUUGUAUUCUUGCCAGUACAGUAUAUGGUUUUUCUACCCCAAUUACAUACUGGCUUUUGUACCAACAUCACUAAAGGCCCAGAUCAUUGAAGAUAGAAAACUGUACAUGCAGGCUGAUUGUCUGGUUAGUCAAUGGCCAGUUUGCUUAAACUGUCUAGUAUGUAUGUGCAGCCUGAAACUAGCUCCUUAAAAGGAAAGCCAGGUCAGUCAUCUUGAAAAAAUGACAUGUAAAAGUAAAUAAUUGUUUUGAGAGACGGUACAUAUUUUAAAGAUUGGCCUUAAGCUUCAGUAACAUUUUCAUUUUGUGACCUUUUGUUGUCACAGCUGUACCUUAACCUGACAGGAAUUACUAGUGUUUUUUUUGUGGGGCAGAAAGCAAAACCUGGUGUUGUGACUAUUAUCCUAAUAGUUCUUAGGCAAGGUUAGUAAGAAGCAACACAAACCCAGAUGCAUGCAUUGUGCAUUAUUUUGUAGACAAGUUACUUUCCUUCUGUCCCUUUAACAAAUUUGUAGCAAUUACCCUCCCUUUCUUUGGGGUCUAGAGUGAAAGCUAAUUUGUGGGUAGAUGAGAUUGCAGAAGAAUGGAUGUCCAUGGCUGUGAACACUGCACAUCCAUCUCCAGUGCUCACACCUGUGCAGCUACCACUCCCUGGCUGCAUGCCAUGCUGUCGGGUUGCAGAUUUGCACACAUAAAUUCCUCAGGAAGAGUUUGCAUGAGCAUCACCUCGCAAUAUUCUGUACUGACCAAACAAGGGAUUUGAAUGUUUUUCAGCACAAAAGGAUGACUUCCGAGUGGUGGUCUGUACACAUACUAGCAAAGGUAAUGGUGAUCUCGCAAACAAAAUUGGUUUCUGCAGUUGGAAGUGAGCAGGAGCACUUGUAUUAUAGUAUUUAAAUAAUCCUGGUUAAUCUCUUUUUAAGCAGAGUAACCCUUCCAGAUUUUGUCUUUUUAUUAUUGAGCCUGGCUUUAUUUUCUUCUUUUUCCCCCUUUUUUAUAGCAGUUAAUUAUUUUUGUGAUUAUUAUACAAGAAGGAUUGCCCUUGAGUUAAAAUGUUAUUGUUUCAUAAGCAGCUAUUAAAAUUACUAAGCAUUGUUUUAUGAAAUACACUAAUCUGAGAUACUGAAAAGCUUUGCAACUAAAAAGCAAAACAACCUACAUUAGUCAUCUAGCUAUUGUUUGGAUGUUUUGAGUUGAUUUUUUUAUGGUGCCUCUUUUAGCUUGGAAUAUUAUGUUUACUUUAAUUCAAGUCUAGGCCUUUUAAAGGGUCCUUAAAAAUAAAGUUCGGAAUGUCAAUCCCUUUGACACCUAUUACAGGUUUAUAGGACCUUUUUGGUUGUGAUUACUGUUUUCAAUACAAUUGUGUAAAUGAAGUUCACUUUUGUCAGAAGUUAAAAUGGAGGUCAUAGGAGUUCAUGGAGAAAUAGCUCUCCUAUUUCUUUCAUUACCCCCAUUGAAAUUCACCCCAGUUUCUGGCCACAAGAAUAUGAGAAAGGAACCCUGUUCUUUUCCAAGGGAAAUUAUCCUUCUCUGUCCCCACUGUUGAUUAACUGAAGUCCCAGACACCUUCCUUCCUCCACUGGCCAAGACCCACCUUGAACCUCUUUUCAGAGCCCAGUGGCAUGAAUACAUGUACUGUUUCUGCUUCUGUUGACGGAGUGGCUAUGGGAGUAUUAAAGGAAAUGCUAAUUCGAGCUUCAUUCUUAGGGGAACCUACUAUAUAUUGCAUCCCUGCUGGUUGGAAAUUAUCUUCAUCUCUGGACUGCAUUGUUUAGAAAAAUGUAAUGGCUUACGAUUCUGAGAACUUUAUAGUGUGGCUCUGGGGUUAAGAAUUCUGUGGUUUGAAAAAAAAUAAAUAUUUUGUAUUGAUUCUUACAUGUCAUUUCAAUGUUGUGACUAUGUACUAAAUGCAGUAAGACUGUGGGUGUUCUCUUAGAAGAGUGCGUUUUGUUAAACAGAUGGCAGAUCACUCUCAUUAGUCCUGUUUGUCAAUAUUACAGCCACGCACUUCAGGAUAACUUAAUCAAAUGAGAAGUCAUGGGAAGCUAUGGCUAUUAACAGGAAUGCUUAAGAAAAAUUUGGAGGGCAAGCACAGGCAAGAGGCUUUUGCCACUCACUAGCACAGCCAGAGCAAGGAUAAAGCAAUGAAGUCUUGUGCCUAGUGGUGCUUGUUUGUCAGAAGCCAUAGUGAGCUCAGCACAGGGCGUUCUGUACAUCAUCUCAUUAAUCCAAGAAAAACAGAAUGGCGGAGGAAACUCCUACUGACCUGGGAUACAAAGCCACUGACUUUGGCUCUUGAUCUUUUGGUGGGUUCUGAAUCACUCCUGUAUUAGGGCGUAUACUAUCACUCUAAAACAUUGUGGUGAAUGAAAUAAAUCUUGUACAGAUGUC
Messenger RNA from Macaca mulatta (Rhesus monkey), 6907 nucleotides. The record is from RefSeq and is a predicted model, not a curated record. NCBI's taxonomy places the organism in Eukaryota, Metazoa, Chordata, Mammalia, Primates, Cercopithecidae.